Molecule: messenger RNA, 1089 nt
Organism: Acomys russatus (golden spiny mouse)
Lineage: Eukaryota; Metazoa; Chordata; Mammalia; Rodentia; Muridae
Gene: Kcnk7
Product: potassium two pore domain channel subfamily K member 7
Exons: 3
Coding region: 124-1074 (316 amino acids)
Biological process (GO): potassium ion transmembrane transport; stabilization of membrane potential
Cellular component (GO): membrane
Molecular function (GO): potassium ion leak channel activity
Source: RefSeq, a predicted model, not a curated record
CAGUCAUCUCAGCCACCUGCCCACGCAGCACCUCCUCCCAGCCACACCCUUUCGCAACCCCUCCCUGGUGCCUGUAGUGGCUCAGCCUGCUCUCUCUCGCCAUCCCAGACUUAGUGCCAUGCUAUGGGGAGCCUGAAACCCUGGGCCCGAUACCUACUCCUGGCUGUGGCGCACCUGCUGGCCAUGGGCCUUGGGGCUAUGGUGUUUCAGGUCCUGGAAGGCCCUCCAGCACGCCAGCUCCAGGCCCAACUCCAGGCUGAGCUGGCUACCUUCCAGGCAGAGCACAAGGCCUGCUUGUUACCUGAGGCCCUGGAGGAGCUGCUAGGUGCAGUCCUGAGAGCCCAGGUCCAUGGAGUUUCCAGCCUGGGCAACGGCUCAGAGGCAAGCAACUGGGAUCUGCCCUCAGCUCUGCUGUUCACUGCCAGCAUCCUCACCACCACCGGCUAUGGCCACAUGGCCCCAUUAUCCUCGGGUGGAAAGGCCUUCUGCGUGGUCUAUGCAGCCCUUGGACUGCCAGCCUCUCUAGCGCUUGUGGCUGUCCUGCGCCACUGCCUGCUGCCUGUGUUCAGUUGCUCAGGUGCCUGGGUAGCUGUUUGCUGGCAGCUGGCACCAGCCCAGGCUGCUCUACUGCGGGCAGCGGGACUGGGCCUCCUGGUGGCCUGUGUCUUCGUGUUGCUGCCAGCGCUGGUGCUAUGGGGUAUACAGGGCGACCGCAGCCUGCUAGAAGCCAUCUACUUCUGCUUCGGUUCACUCAGCACGAUCGGCCUAGGGGACUUGCUGCCUGGCCAGGGACGUGGCCUGCAUCCAGCCAUUUACCACCUUGGGCAGUUUGCACUUCUUGCUUACUUGCUCCUGGGGCUCCUGGCCAUGCUCUUAGCAGUGGAGACCUUCUCAGAGCUGCCACAGAUCCGUGCCAUGGUGAAAUUCUUUGGGGCCAGUGGCCCUGGACCCGAUGAAGACCAAGAUGGCAUCCUAGACCAAGAUGAGCUGGCUCUGAGCACCGUGCCUUCUGACAGCCCAGCCGUGGAACAGAUCACGUCAGGCCCAGCAUCAGAACCGACCCCAGCUUGCUGAUGAAGUCAGGCGGCA